AUGGCGUCCACAUUCUAUCACUGGAUCAAGUCACCAGCUGGUCGGGAAUACUUCCUUGUAAGUGCAUCAAUUAGACCCGAUCAUCGACAUCGACACGCAUCGAUUGCUCGCGCAUCGCUGUUGCUAUUGCUACUGCUACUGCUAUCGCAUCCAGAUCUGACAUUCUCGCCAAUCGCCUCUCGCAGUCCACGCACUUUUGGGGUCCAGUCGCCAACUGGGGCUUGCCUAUCGCAGCUCUAUUGGACCUCAAAAAGGACGAGGAGGUCAUUUCGGGAACCAUGACGGGCGCGCUGGCCUGCUACUCGUGAGCCUCCCUUCGUGUCACAGUCGAGGUGGAGGACUACUUUAGAAGCCGCAGAUGUCGCAUCAAUGCAACAUACCUUUGCUCACCCUCACCCGGUCUGCCUUUCAUCGCUACUUCUUCUCGUGCAGUCUGGUUUUUAUGCGAUUUGCUUGGCGGGUGCAACCAAGAAAUUACCUCCUCUUCGCCUGUCAUGGCACAAACGCUGCCGCUCAGAUGACUCAAGGUGGGCGGUUUGUCAAUGUGAGUUGCCCCAUCGGGCACAGCACGAUAGUGCAACAUGUACCCCAACAAUGACGUCUUAUCCUCCAUGCAGUACUUCUAUCUCGGAGGCAAGGAGAAGAAGGCCGAGGGGCAAGUGCCAGGCGUGGCCGCAUCGAGCGGCUCCGCUGUCGCUGCAACGACGGAGAAGAAAGUCUAA
Molecule: messenger RNA, 722 nt
Organism: Ceraceosorus bombacis
Lineage: Eukaryota; Fungi; Basidiomycota; Exobasidiomycetes; Ceraceosorales; Ceraceosoraceae
Source: the annotation of a GenBank genome assembly